Molecule: messenger RNA, 1701 nt
Organism: Trypanosoma brucei brucei TREU927
Lineage: Eukaryota; Euglenozoa; Kinetoplastea; Trypanosomatida; Trypanosomatidae
Product: histone deacetylase
Exons: 1
Coding region: 1-1701 (566 amino acids)
Source: RefSeq, a predicted model, not a curated record
AUGGUUGUGGAGCCUCCUGCUUCCAUCCCGCCGGUAGCAGUCAUCGUUAGUACCGAUGUCGAUGCACCCGCUAGUCUUCCCGCGCUUCAGCACAACAAACUCAUCAUUGAUAUGGUGCGUCAUUACGGCUGCACCCCUUUCCCCCGGAAGGAAGUAGGCGGUGAAGCUGCCUUUUGUAAUGACAUUUUUGAAUGGGUCGAUCGCAAUCUACCAAGUGUUGAUGUGGAAGAUAUGACUGUGUUCCACGACGAGUCAUACGUGCGCUAUUUGAGUUUACGCGAGGUGGCUUCGGGGGAUGAUGAGCACGUUCUCUCAUUUUCAGGAUGCAGCAAUAUAAGGGGCACGCCAUCAAAAAGAUUCGCUUCUAGACGUUGCUCAGCCCCCCUGCCACCGUUCGUGCUUUUCCCACAAAAUGGGGACAAAAGGUUUAACCUCGUGGGUGACAGCGCGCCUUUCUCUGGUAUGUGGCGAUUCACUCAGGCCGUUGUGUCAGGUACACUUGCGGCCACUCGCUUGCUCGCACAGCCAUCCCGAUUCGCCGCUAUUCAUUGGAUGGGUGGGAAACAUAAUGCAAAGCGCGCUUCAGCUGGGGGUUCGUGCUUGGUCAAUGACGUUGUUCUCGCCGUAUUAGAGUUACGCAAACUUCUACCAGCGAAUAGAAAUGUGGUUCUUGCGGUUGAUCUUGACGCUCAUCAUGGUGAUGGGGCGCAGGAGGCUUUUCUGUCGGAUCCUCGAGUAGUUACCCUAUCUCUUCAUGCGUACGGUAUAGGAAUCUUCCCUGGAACCGGUUCGUUGGAAGAAAUAGGGAGUGGUUUGGGACGCGGCUACACCAUGAACAUUCCACUGCCUGUGGGGGCAACUGACGCUCUUGUUGUGCCGAUGGCCCAGCGUGGCAUCUAUUCUGCGUUCAGGAGGGCCGGGGUCGAGUUGGGAGCAGUAGUCGUUGUUUGUGGGUCGAAUUCCUUAUCUGGAGAUCCCUAUGGCCUUUUGAAUUUAACCAUAGGAGGAUACCAACGGAUUCUUCGUACGCUUCUUACCGAGUCUGCAAGUCAUUCUGCGAAAGUGCUCAUGCUAGGUGGUAGUUGCAACGUGGAUGUGGUCGCGGCCCGUCUGGCCGGGGUACUGACACGCGACGUAUUUAGCUGUGCAACCGCUCUACGUAACGGUGAAACCAGCUACUUCUCGUGGUCUCCCGACCUGUCGACAGACAAGGGUGUUGAAGUUCCCGAGGACUGUGAAUAUUUUACCAUGUACGGACCUUCCUUUUUGAUGCAUAGCCUCCCGCUCGCUGUGGUUGACGAAGUCCACCACUUUCCACCUGAUUCUGUCCUUUUUUCCCGAAUGCGCCAAAUUGCAGCGAAGGGGGAACGGAACAGUCAGAUGAGGGACAGGGCGGCCCGUAAGACUGUCAUUGAGGAUGAUGAAGAGGAAGAAUCAGAAAGUGAGGAAGAGGACACUGAUGAGGAAGAGGAGACUGAGAGUGAAGGAGAUGAGAAUACCAGCUCCCAAGAGGGUACUGACGAGGAAGUUGUAAUCGAUGAGGAUGAGGAAACUAACGGUGAAGGGGAUGAAGACACUAGUUCCCAAGAAGGCAAUGACGAGGAAGAGGACACUGAUGAGACCGUCCUUACUGAUCACGUUAGAGAAGGGUUUCCUUGUCUAAAAGAGCGCAUCUGUGGGAGUCUAAGUGAGGGACAGUGA